Molecule: messenger RNA, 2209 nt
Organism: Suncus etruscus (white-toothed pygmy shrew)
Lineage: Eukaryota; Metazoa; Chordata; Mammalia; Eulipotyphla; Soricidae
Gene: YPEL5
Product: yippee like 5
Exons: 4
Coding region: 152-517 (121 amino acids)
Source: RefSeq, a predicted model, not a curated record
CCCCAGCUUUGCACCCUUCCAGCCCGUCUGCUAGCGAGGAGGGGAGGCCAGAGACUGCAGAGAGUUCCUUUGGUGAAUUCCACUGGCCAGAAUUGAAUCUGUACCGGAUUAUUAAUUACAGAGGGUUUUCAGAACUUCAGCUACUAUAACGAUGGGGAGAAUUUUCCUGGAUCACAUUGGUGGUACCCGCCUGUUCUCUUGUGCAAACUGCGAUACGAUCCUUACCAACCGCUCUGAGCUCAUCUCCACUCGGUUUACCGGGGCCACUGGACGAGCCUUUCUUUUUAAUAAGGUAGUUAAUCUGCAGUACAGUGAAGUGCAGGACCGGGUCAUGCUCACUGGCCGCCAUAUGGUUCGAGACGUGAGCUGCAAAAACUGCAAUAGCAAACUGGGCUGGAUCUAUGAGUUCGCCACCGAAGACAGCCAGCGCUACAAAGAAGGCCGCGUGAUCCUGGAGCGGGCCCUGGUACGCGAGAGCGAGGGCUUUGAGGAGCAUGUACCAUCCGAUAACUCUUGAAGCCAACGAGAGAGAACUCCAUCUUUUCCCAGAUCUCCUUCACUGAAAACAAAAAUCUACUUACAUACACUGUCACCUUAGCAUCAGAGUCGGAUUCAUGAACUGAGGAACAAGAAGUUGUGAGAAUCUAAGAUGGAACCUCCCUUUCUUUUUUUUCUAAGAAUUUUCUACUUUCCAUCCCACAGCAGUGUGUAGAGAGAAUACUAAGCAGAUGUCAUUAAUUUCCCCCCUUCCCCAUGUUUACAUCUUGAGGCAGAAUAGUGUAUUUGCAGUUCUAAGGUGGGCUCAGUGAGGAAAAAUAAUUGGGCCCUUCGUGUGAAGAGGUGUGUCUUAUGUACAUUUGGAAAGGAAGAGGGGUCAAGAGCAUGGUUUUUAAACUUACUCGGGCUUGAUUUUAACACGUUUUGAAACCCAGUUCUUUCAUGGAUUUGCUAGUCUCAGAGACGAGAUCCGAAUUGUGACCAGCGCUAAAGGUUCAGUGUUAGUGUGGCUUGUGCUGGCCGUUGUGGCGUAUCCUUGUGGGAGAAGAACCGCAGCACCAGAGCCCAUCUUCCUUGUCCAUCUUGACCCAAAGAUGUCCUUGUUCCUAGGUGUUUGUCGCCACGUACUUGGUGUUGAGUGGGAGCUUUUCCUGAGGUGGGGCAAACUGCUUGGUUGUCUUUUCCAUGUAACUUAAGCAUAGUAAUAUAAAUAAAGUACUAGUUGGAUGUUUUUGGUCUUGUGUUGCUUUUAAAAAAAAAAAUCACCUCUUAAGAGCAGAGUAUUUGAUAAGUGGUUUUUCCAUAGUUGUGUUUUUUUUUUCUUCAUCGCUUAAGCUAAAUUGACAGUCUAAGAUACUUCUUUGUUGAGAAAGCAUACUGUGUAAACCCACAGUGCAGUGUUUAGGAGCUAAUGUGACGUGACGUGGACACGCAUCCAUGUAGAAGGCAUUUCAUCCGCGUUUGUUUUCAAAGCAGGGGGAAGAGGAGCGACCUGUCUAAAAAUACUGUCUUACGAAGCAAAAGUUUCUUUCCACCCCCACCACCCCCCCAUUUCGCAUUGUGUGCCAAGUCUGUAGAGUUUGACAGUUUCCUCAAGGGAUUGGGUUUCUCGGGAGCAUUGUGUUCUCGGCCCUUCCCUCUGAGGUUCAUUGUCAGUUGAAACCGUCCCUGGUCUCUUCAAGUGGAAAGAGACCGUAUUUGACUCAGGGUAUUAUUUUAGCCCCCACUUGACCACAUUAUGAGGUAUUAAAAUGUCGAUUGUUUCUUUAGCCUGUUUUUUAGACCUUCCUAGUAUUUGCUCUGAUAGAAUUAAUGACAAUAAAAUUGGCUAAUUGACUGAAUGGGUGUUGGAGUGCUCAAUUUCUAGGCCUCUGUUUAGAAAGAAAAUUUGGCUCACUCAGCAAAAUCUGUCAUUAAUAUUAGAAGUGAUUUCUUCGUAUUGUCAGUAUUAUGUCUGUUUGGCUUUGGGCUUCUGGUCAGAGGCAGAGGUCUCUUCAAGUAGAUGUCUUUAUAUUGUGUUUGAAAUAGCAGGCACCACGAAUGUUUGAGAUAAGUGGACUCAAGUUCUUCUCUUUCUUUUCACCAUUGAGAAGUAGCAUCAGUUUCCAUCCAUUUCCACACCAGCCUCUGACUAUAUGCAGAUUCCCCGUAGCAUGCCUUAUUUCUAGCACUCUGCGUUUGCUGUCACAAUAAAAAUCUAUUUUGUCUUGCA